Molecule: messenger RNA, 1430 nt
Organism: Punctularia strigosozonata HHB-11173 SS5
Lineage: Eukaryota; Fungi; Basidiomycota; Agaricomycetes; Corticiales; Punctulariaceae
Product: FAD dependent oxidoreductase
Exons: 5
Coding region: 81-1430 (449 amino acids)
Cellular component (GO): mitochondrion
Molecular function (GO): (S)-2-hydroxyglutarate dehydrogenase activity; (S)-2-hydroxy-acid oxidase activity
Source: RefSeq, a predicted model, not a curated record
UGCACUGCUGCAGGCGAAGGACGGACGCCAGUUGCAUAAGUAGCCGCACUUUUAUUGCAUAUCAGCGAUACGAAUCGGGUAUGGCUUCAACACAGCGGGUCCUUCGAGGUGUCAAAACCGCAUUGAACGCCAAUGGGCGAUUCAAAUACAAGUCACCCGAAUCUGAGGUGGAUUAUCUAGUCAUCGGAGGCGGUGUUGUUGGAUUGGGUAUUGCCCAGCGACUUUCCCAUCAACUUCCAGACAAAUCCGUCUACCUUAUCGAGCGCCAUCCUCGCGCUGGAGAAGAGACAAGUUCUCGCAACUCCGAAGUCAUCCAUGCAGGUAUCUAUUACCCUCCUGAUUCGCUCAAAACCCGGCUUUGUCUGCGGGGACGUCAGCUGAUGUACGAACGAUGUAAAUCGCACAACAUACCGCAUAAGAAGACCGGCAAGCUCGUCGUUGCACAUUCAGAUCAGCUUCCUUACAUACGAUCGCUCCACGAGAAGGCACAAAAGCUGAGCUGGCCGCCGCAUUCCCAUCGCGAGGGUCGAACCCCUGUACCCACAGAGCUGCUAUCCGGCGAGCAAGCGCGCGAGCUUGAACCAGACCUUUCGAAGGAUAUUGCUGGCGCUCUAUGGAGCCCAGAAACCGGGAUUGUUGAUUCGCACACUCUCAUGGAGUCCCUGGAGAAGGAUAUAUCCGAAGCAGAGAAUGCGGAACUGGUCUACUCUACGAGGGUCGUGCGGAUCGAUAAGGGGAAGGAAGAAGAAGGAUGGGUAGUGCAGAUGGUCACCGGAGAGGAUGACGUUGAUACUGGGGACUCGCUGCUUGCCAAAACCGUCAUCAAUACUUGCGGACUCUCCAGUCCACUCAUACGCAACGCCAUUCAUCCCCGAGAGCAGUGGCUACCCAUGUACUUCGCCCGAGGGUCGUACGCGUCCUACAAGGGACCGGGCGUUGCAAACGUCUCCAGGCUCCUCUACCCGUGCCCUGAUAAUACGGGGCACGACGGGCACAAUUUCCAAUCUCUUGGGACACACCUCACUCUCGACCUGGACGGGAAGGUCCGAUUCGGGCCCGACCUGGAGUGGAUCGAUCCUGCAGAAGAAGAAGUGGACAAUCCUGAUUUCUGGAUGAAGCACCUUGUACCCGAUGGCUCGAAGAUGGAAGAGAUGCAUAGGGCCGUGACCAAAUACCUCCCUGAGGUACGCUUGGAUGGUCUCGCCCCGGACUACGCCGGGUUCAGGCCCAAGUUGGCUGGUCCUGGAACCGUUGGAGGAUUCAACGAUUUUACUUUCUUGACAGACUACCCAUCUGACACAAAUGUGCGCGCUUGCCCUAUGAUCAACCUGCUUGCGAUUGAAAGUCCGGGCCUAACGGCUAGCCUGGCAAUCGCUGAGUACGUUGUCGAUGACAAGGUGGUUGGGGAGCAUACCACCGAAGGGAAAUGA